This is a messenger RNA of Spizellomyces punctatus DAOM BR117, 1637 nucleotides long. RefSeq lists its product as uncharacterized. Gene Ontology annotation, molecular function: 3'-5'-RNA exonuclease activity; metal ion binding; snRNA binding. Bases 41 to 1498 code for a protein of 485 amino acids. The record is from RefSeq and is a predicted model, not a curated record. Gene Ontology annotation, cellular component: Cajal body; cytoplasm. Gene Ontology annotation, biological process: snRNA 3'-end processing. The transcript is spliced from 5 exons. Lineage: Eukaryota; Fungi; Chytridiomycota; Chytridiomycetes; Spizellomycetales; Spizellomycetaceae.
GGUCGACCUCCAUAACUAAAAACAGACCGCCGCAAGCACCAUGCCCAGACCGAUUCCUCCCAAACCAUCAGUGACCGUUCCGCCGUUCAAUGAUAUCACUCGACACAACUUGUCAACCUUACAGCUUGCCAUUCGCCAUAUUCUCGACCGUGCUCACCAUAUUGCGUUGGAUACGGAGUUCACAGGACUGGGGAAUAACAGGAAGACAAAGGAUUCAAAUAUUGAACUGCGCUACAGAGCCCUUGCAGACGUUGCACGCACACAUGCCAUUGUGUCCUUUGGCAUCUCUGUCUUCGAGGCAAAACCCUCGGCGAAUUCCGCUGGCACCAAAGAGCAUGGAUACAUCGUCCAUAACUUCAAUUUCCUCAUGCUUCGAUCAACCGAGUUUACCGUCAACUCUGAGAGUAUGACCUUCUUGGUGGACAAUGGUUUUGACUUUAACAGAUUGUACAGAGAUGGUAUUUUCUAUAAGCCGGGUGGGGAUGAGGCCGUAGAUGUACCUCCCGAAGACACAAACCAGAUCAUGCGUUCGAUUUUCGCCCAUAUCCUGUCGUUGAAGGUUCCUAUAGUUGUUCACAACGGACUUCUGGACCUGCUGUUCAUCUACUACUCGUUUCACGCCGAUCUUCCCAAUGAGCUGGGGACAUUCGUUGCCGACAUGUUGGAAAUGUUUCCGGCGGGCAUAUAUGAUACAAAAUAUGUGGCAGACUAUGUGACGCGGGAGAAGGCGAGUUUUCUGGCAUACCUGUUUCGAAAGUACGAGCGAGUACAACUUGCCCGCAGCAUAUCCAAGGAAACAGACUUCAUUACAUGCGAGAUCAAGGACCGUAUGCCUACCAUCACACGGAAGUGGACCCCACCCCCUGCACCCACAAAGGGAAAAAGGGCGUUUCCGGACACUGGAAAACCUUUCUGCGAACAAUAUGCUGCUCAUGGGAUCUGCAACAGUGGGCGAUAUUGCACAAAGUCCCAUGAUCUGGAUAUCAUUCUAGAUGACGAGCUGGGAGCGCCCUCCGACGGAAAUUCCUCAAAGCGACGGCGAAAGAGGCAAAAAAAGGAUGACGGCCCGGAAUUGUCUGAAGCUGAUAAUCUGGGCAAGGUCGAGGAUGGGGUUGAUGAUGAGGCUGUGGCUAAAGGGAACGUGGAUGGAUUGAACUUAGAGAACAGUUCUGUGGAAGGUCCCGUAUCAAACCCAGCGAUAUCCACAUUACAGACGCCCAUGCCAACCGAGCUGCAUCCGCCACCCCCUUCAGACGGAACACUAUUUGAGAAGUACCAUUCGGCUUGCUUUGACGCGUACAUGACCGGCUUCAUUUUCGCACACCAAUUAUUGGAGCAUGGCGGAGGGGAGCAAGGGACCGCCGAGUUGCGAAAUAAGAUUUAUCUGAUGAGCAAGUCUAUGCCUUUGUUGAUACAAAAGAGCAAAUUUUCAAAGACGAGUGAGGGACAUCGAGCUAAAAUGAAGAAACUCGCAAAGGCGCACGCGAAUGGGGGGUAGGUAUAAGAUCUGAGGCCGGAGUUUUGUAAAUAGAUGUAUAUUGCAUUAGAAUACCCAUGAUUUGAUUACGGAAAAGCUCCGCGAAUCGAUAGUUCCCAUGUUUAUGAGGAAUCCAUAUUUUCAUGUUGGUUUGUAUAGA